AUGCAAAUGCCACCUCCACCACCUUCAUCAUCGUCCGAUGGUGGUUAUUUAGGCAUUCCGGCUAUGUCAUCUCGUUUGAAAGCACUUGAAGAAAAAAUUAUACGUCAAAUUGGUCCACUUGAUUCUCCAACAACAACAACAGCAGCAACAACAACAAAUCGAACGACAAGUCGAACUACAAAUGCACAAACACGACCAAUACUAACUAAUCUAAAUGCUUCAUCACCAUCACGUGCAAGUUCAGCACCACCUAUACGUAAAGGUGUCUUUCAAUUACCACUUUCACCAAUUCAAUCAUCUACUAAUAAUACCAGUGAAUAUACACAAGCUAAAUAUCAAGAGGUGCACAAAAAUUCAGGUUUAUUACAUAUUAAUGGCGAGCAAAAACGUGUCGAUAGUAAAGAACUUAAAAAUAUAUCCAUACUUGGUUAUGGUUCAUGUGGACAAGUUUAUAAAAUGGAACAUAUACCAAGUAAAACUGAAUUAGCUGUUAAAAUUAUGCAUCGAACUGCAUCUGAUGAAGAAAAUAGAAGAAUUAUUAUGGAUUUAGAUGUUAUUAUUAAAAGUUAUAAUUUUCCAUAUAUUGUUAGAUGUGUUGGUUAUUUUAUUAAUUCUACGGAUGUUUGGAUAUGUAUGGAAUUAAUGGCAUCAUGUUUUGAUAAACUUCUUAAACUUAUUCAACAACCUAUGCCAGAAUCUAUUUUAGGCAAAUUAACAUUUGCUACAGUAACUGCAUUAAAUUAUUUGAAAGAAACACAUGGAAUUAUUCAUCGAGAUGUUAAACCAUCGAAUAUUUUAAUUGAUGAAUAUGGAGCAAUUAAACUUUGUGAUUUUGGUAUUAGUGGUGUACUUAUUGAAUCAAUGGCAAAAUCAAGAAAUGCUGGUUGUGCAGCUUAUAUGUCACCUGAACGUAUUGAACCAUCGGAUCCAACACGACCUGAUUAUGAUAUAAGAGCUGAUAUUUGGAGCUUAGGAAUUACACUUAUUGAACUUGCAACGAAUGCUUAUCCAUAUUCAAAUUGUCGAUCUGACUUUGAUGUUAUGUCACGUAUUGUAACUGAAGAUUCUCCUCAAUUACCUGCUCAUUUAUCAUUUUCUGAUAAUUUCCGAUCUUUUGUUAAUAUGUGUUUAAUUAAAAAUUAUAAACAAAGACCUAAAUAUGGUGAAUUAAUGCUUCAACCAUUUUUUAUACAAUCAUGUGAACAACCAGUUGAUGUUGCCGGCUGGUAUAAAGAUGUAACAACAGCGGCGAUAGAAAAACAACGCCGGUGA
Rotaria sp. Silwood1 is the source of this 1272-nucleotide messenger RNA. The record is from the annotation of a GenBank genome assembly. Lineage: Eukaryota; Metazoa; Rotifera; Eurotatoria; Philodinida; Philodinidae.